This is a messenger RNA of Puma concolor (puma), 1734 nucleotides long. RefSeq names its product acyl-coenzyme A synthetase ACSM1, mitochondrial-like. NCBI's taxonomy places the organism in Eukaryota, Metazoa, Chordata, Mammalia, Carnivora, Felidae. Gene Ontology annotation, cellular component: mitochondrial matrix. Gene Ontology annotation, molecular function: fatty acid ligase activity; fatty-acyl-CoA synthase activity. The record is from RefSeq and is a predicted model, not a curated record. Gene Ontology annotation, biological process: acyl-CoA metabolic process; fatty acid biosynthetic process.
AUGCAGAGGCUGAUGAGGCUCCAAGUCCUCUGGGGCAUCCGCAAAUCCUACCAUGGCUUUCACCCUGCCCCUUGGUACCUUUGUUGCCGGUCUUUAUCAGGAGCUGGAACCCUGAGAUGGAAUGACUACGAUAGACCUAAGGAAUUUAACUUUGCAAGUGAUGUCCUGGACUAUUGGACUCAAAUGGAGCAGGAGGGUAAGAGAGAUCCAAAACCAGCCCUGUGGUGGGUGAAUAAUCAAGGUGAUGAAGUGAAGUGGAGUUUCAGAGAGAUGACAGACUUAUCCCGCCGUGCAGCCAACGUCUUCACCCAGACCUGCGGCCUGCAGCAGGGAGACCGUCUAGCCUUGAUCCUGCCUCGAGUGCCCGAGUGGUGGCUGGUGGUCAUAGGCUGCAUCCGAGCAGGAAUAAUCUUCAUGCCAGGAACCACCCAGAUGAAAGCCAAGGACAUUCUCUACCGAUUACAAGUGUCUAAAGCCCAGGGCAUCAUGACCACAGAUACCCUUGCCCCCGAGGUGGAUUCCCUAGUUUCUGAGUGUCCUGCUCUGAAAACAAAGCUCCUGGUGUCUGACCAUAGCCGUCACGGGUGGCUGGACUUCCGAACGCUGAUUAAAUCAGCAUCCCCAGAUCACGCCUGUAUUAAGUCAAAGACGCUGGACCCAAUGGCCAUCUUCUUCACCAGUGGGACAACAGGCCUUCCCAAGAUGGCGAAACACAGCCAUGGACUUGCCUUGCGAUCCUCUCUGCCUUCAUGCAGGAAAUUUCUACAACUGAAGACAUCUGAUGUCUUGUGGUGCAUUUCGGACCCAGGCUGGAUUCUGGCUGUCUUGGGGUGCCUGUUUGAACCAUGGACAUCAGGGUCUACACUCUUCAUCCAUCAUCUGCCCCAGUUUGACCCCAAGGUCAUUCAACAGACAUUGUUCAAAUACCCCAUCACCCGGUGCCUUGCUGCGCCAGCUGUGUAUCGAAUGAUUCUACAGCAGAUUUCUACCAGUCUCAGGUUCCCUGCCCUGGAGGACUGCAUUACUGGUGGGGAGGCUCUGCUGCCAGAGGAACAAGAGGAGUGGAGAAGACGGACAGGCGUUCUGCUCUACGAGGUCUAUGGACAGUCAGAAACAGGAAUAAGUUGUGGCACUUUACGGGGAAUGAAGAUCAAGCCAGGUUCCAUGGGGAUAAGUAUCCCCCCCUUCGACAUCCAGAUCAUUGAUGAGAAGGGCAACAUCCUGCCGCUCAACACUGAAGGCAACAUUGGCAUCAGGAUCAAGCCAACCAAGCCCCUGGGCCUCUUCAUGUGCUAUGAGGACAACCCAGUAAAGACUGCAGAAGUGGAGUGUGGGGACUUUUACAACACUGGGGAUAGAGCAACUAUGGAUGAAGAGGGCUACAUAUGGUUCCUUGGGAGGAAUGAUGACAUCAUCAAUUCCUCUGGGUACAGAAUCGGGCCAGCAGAGGUGGAGAAUGCCCUGGCCGAACAUCCAGCAGUGGCUGAAUCAGCUGUGGUGAGCAGCCCAGACCCAAUUCGAAAGGAGGUGGUGAAGGCAUUUAUUGUCCUGACCCCGGAAUUCCUCUCCCGUGACCAGGACCAGCUCACCCAGGAGCUGCAGCAGCAUGUGAAGUCAAUGACAGCCCCAUAUAAGUACCCGAGGAAGGUGGAAUUUGUCCCAGAGCUGCCCAAAACCAUCACUGGCAAGAUUAAGAGAAGUGAACUUCGGAAAAAGGAGUUUGGUCAGAUGUAA